UUACACUUUCGUUUUUACAAUAUUUUGUACACUGCAAAUAUCAAUAUCGUCAAAAUUUAUGUCGGUUAUUAUAUUAUCAUAUACUAUGAUAGAUCGCAACAAAUAUUGAGGGUGUAUUUAGUUUAUUAUUAAUCAUUUUCUUCAUCGAAACACAUAUGGACAGGCAAACUUUGAUACAUACGUAUUAAACUGGUUGUCUAAAUCGGUGGUUCCUCCGGAGUUAGUAUUGACAUAAAUCCGGUCCAUCAGUUGUCACUCUGACACCUAAUCAGCUUUAAAAACCCAAUUUUUCGCAAUUUUUUCAAUAAGAGAUUAUCUUAUAAACACUAUAAUUUUAAAUGUACUGAUAACCAGAGGUCAGUUGUAGUAGAACCUUAAACAUGGCAGCCCCAGUAGUCAUUGCUGCGACCACGAAACACACAGGAACACUAAUUUUCUUACAUGGAUUAGGAGACACUGGGCAAGGAUGGGCAAGUGCUAUGGCUGCGGUGAGACCUCCUCAUGUAAAAGUAAUUUGUCCUACAGCCCCUACAAUACAAGUCACUUUGAAUGCAGGUUUUCGCAUGCCAAGUUGGUUUGAUCUGAAAUCACUAGACGAAUCAGGACCUGAAGAUGAACCAGGUAUUAAAGCUGCAACAAAACAAAUCCAUUCUUUGAUUGAAACUGAAGUAAAUGCAGGAAUCAGUGUAGACAGGAUUAUUUUGGGGGGAUUUUCUCAAGGAGGAGCUCUUGCGUUGUACUCUGCUCUUACUUAUCCUAAAAAGAUUGCUGGGGUUGCAGCUCUAUCAUGUUGGUUGCCUUUAAAUAAAUCUUUCCCAGCAGCUAAGAAAACAGAAGACACUUUACCAAUAUUGCAGUGCCACGGCGACUGUGAUCCAGUAGUCCCUUACAAGUGGGGCCAAAUGACCGCAUCUGUAUUAAAGAACAUGCUUAAAGACGUUGAAUUCAAAUCAUACAGGGGCUUGUCACAUUCUUCUUCGGACGAAGAACUUAACGACAUUAAGCAAUUUAUAACCAAAAACCUACCUAGUCAAUAGAUGAUUCUUUGUGAAACUAUUUGUGUUCCUUACAUACUUCUUAUUCAAUUCCCAUUAAGGGGGGUUCGAAAAUAUAUUGGUAAAUAGGGCGAAUUCAAUUUAAAAAAAAUGUAAUUGAAUAUUAUAUACAUAGUGAUAAAAAGUAUUUGUAAAAUAUGACUAGAUAUGAUUAAAUCUUCAAUUGCUAUGUACAAAA
Diabrotica virgifera virgifera (western corn rootworm) is the source of this 1233-nucleotide messenger RNA. It is a transcript of the gene Apt1, whose product is annotated as acyl-protein thioesterase 1. The transcript is spliced from 6 exons. NCBI's taxonomy places the organism in Eukaryota, Metazoa, Arthropoda, Insecta, Coleoptera, Chrysomelidae. The coding region runs from base 381 to 1037 and encodes 218 amino acids. Gene Ontology annotation, biological process: protein depalmitoylation. Gene Ontology annotation, cellular component: cytoplasm. The record is from RefSeq and is a predicted model, not a curated record. Gene Ontology annotation, molecular function: carboxylic ester hydrolase activity; palmitoyl-(protein) hydrolase activity.